AUGUCAUCUCAUCCAAGCGUGUUUCUUGUUGGUGCAGGAUACAUUGGACUCAAUGUUCUUGACCAACUUCUCGAUGCUGGGUACCCAGUGACAGCAUUGACCCGUCGGGCUGAACAGGCCUCCGAGUUGGAGAAGCGGGGCGUCAAAACCGUAUCAGGCACUCUAAGUGACACGGAAUUACUCACUGCUCAGACGGCACAACACGAAAUCACUAUCAACACUGCAUCUUGUGAUGAUCUACCCAGCGUGGAAGCUAUACUAGCUGGUGUAAGACAAAGAGUCGCAUCAAGCAAGCCCGUUAUCUAUCUCCAUACUAGCGGAACCGGAGCCCUUGAAGAUGGGGCGGCGGGAAUGUACAAGAAUGAGAAGAUCUACAGCGACACUAUCCCGGGAGAGAUCAACUCGCUUCCAGGUACAUUGAUGCAUCGCCAUGUGGAUAUCCCGAUUAUUCAAGCCCAGCAGGAAUUUGGAAGCAAGGCAAAGAUUGCUUUGAUGCUGCCCCCGCUAGUUUAUGGGAUAAACCCUGCACACAGCCGGCACUCAAUUGCGCUGCCAACCCUGAUGCGCUUUGCUCUGAAACACGGAUUUGUAGGGUAUGUGGGCGAGGGUCAAAAUGUUUGGAGUUUGGUCCAUGUCAAGGAUCUGGGACGUGCCUAUCUGAAGCUUCUCUCAUAUAUUGAGAGGUCUGGACCUGAGGUUCUCUUGGAGAAUCCUUACUUUUUUGCCGAAAAUGGAUCUGAGGCCUCAAUGCUUGAAAUCGCACAGCAUCUUGCUCAAGCCCUAUCUGACGCAGGAAGACUGAAGGGUCCUCAGUUGAAGUCUUUCACGGAAGCUGACUAUGCUGAUAUUUUCGGCCCCUUCACAGAGCGAGGAUUUGGCUGUAAUUCAAGAUGUUCUUCAGAUCGAUUGCGCGCCUUGGGAUGGAAAGCAAAUGAGAAGGAUAUCUGGCAGAGCCUUGAAGAGGAUGAGGCUCCAGAACUUUUGCAGUAG
This is a messenger RNA of Penicillium malachiteum, 990 nucleotides long. RefSeq lists its product as uncharacterized. The transcript has a single exon. The coding region runs from base 1 to 990 and encodes 329 amino acids. NCBI's taxonomy places the organism in Eukaryota, Fungi, Ascomycota, Eurotiomycetes, Eurotiales, Aspergillaceae. The record is from RefSeq and is a predicted model, not a curated record.